AUGCCCCCGGCUGAGGCCAUGGUCCUACUGCGUCUUGGUACGGUUGAGAUCUGCGAAGAAGGCGCUGCCGCCCAUGGUGUUGUGAACGCCAUGGUCAGCCUUGCGCAGAAACACAAAAGCACAAAACAUUUCAAAGGCCUGAUCAACGCGACCCUGCGCAAGGUGGGCGGCGAGGGCCGUGGCAAAUGGCGCAGCCUGCCUGCCCCGCAGCUGCCGAAAUGGCUGCGCAAACCGCUGGGCGAUGAUUACGGCAAGGCCACCGUCGCUGCGAUGGAAGAAGUUCAGGCCAUGCAGCCCCCUCUGGAUCUGACGGUGAAGAAUGGCGACAGCCAGGCGCUGGCUGAAAAGCUUGGUGGCGAGGUUAUGCCGGGUGGUUCCGUGCGCCUGCGCGAAUUUGGUCAGGUCAGCAAACUGCCCGGCUUUAAAGAAGGUGACUGGUGGGUACAGGAUAUGGCCGCCGCCCUGCCCGUGCAGCUGCUGGAUCUGAAACCUGGUGAAAAAGCCCUGGAUCUUUGCGCCGCUCCUGGCGGGAAAACCAUGCAGAUGGCCGCGCUUGGCGCAGAUGUUACCGCAUUGGAUCUGUCAGAAAAACGCAUGACACGGGUACAGGAAAACCUGGACCGUACUGGUUUGAGCGCAAAGCUGGUCACAGGGGACGCGCUGGAACAUCAGGGGCAAUAUGAUGCGAUUCUGCUGGAUGCGCCCUGUUCUGCCACCGGCACCAUGCGCCGCCAUCCAGAUCUGGCGCGUGCCAAGGAUGGUUCCGAUUUCCCGGGUCUCUUUGAACUUCAGGAACGUAUGAUCGACCACGCCCUGACAUUGCUGGCCCCUGGCGGACGUCUGGUAUUCUGCACCUGUUCCCUGCUGCCGGAUGAAGGUGAAAUUCAGACAGAAGACGCGCUGAAACGGCAUGAUGGCCUUGAAAUCAUCAAACCCGACCUGCCGUUUAUCGACCCGGCAUGGAUCAAACCGGAAGGCGGCAUUCGCCUGCGGCCCGAUUACCUGGCGGAUCAGGGUGGCAUGGAUGGGUUCUAUAUGGCGCUUAUGCGUAAGACCUGA
Amphibalanus amphitrite is the source of this 1059-nucleotide messenger RNA. RefSeq names its product ribosomal RNA small subunit methyltransferase B-like. The transcript has a single exon. Gene Ontology annotation, molecular function: methyltransferase activity. The coding region runs from base 1 to 1059 and encodes 352 amino acids. Lineage: Eukaryota; Metazoa; Arthropoda; Thecostraca; Balanomorpha; Balanidae. Gene Ontology annotation, biological process: RNA methylation. The record is from RefSeq and is a predicted model, not a curated record.